CUAUGUGGCAGAGCCAGCAUUCCUUCCAGACCCCAAUGAUGGCAGCCUGUACAUCCUGGGAGGAAAGAACAAAGAAGGCUUGAUGAAGCUGCCGUUCACCAUCCCAGAGCUGGUGCAGUCCUCGCCGUGCCGCGGCUCGGACGGAGUGCUGUACACCGGGAAGAAGCAGGACACGUGGUUCAUUGUGGACCCCAAGUCAGGGCAGAAGCAGACCACCCUCUCAGCAGAGGCCUGGGAUGAUCUGUGCCCAUCCAGCCCCUUGCUCUACAUCGCACGGACCCAGUACAUCAUCACCAUGUAUGACACCAAGUCACGGGAGCUGCGCUGGAAUGCCACCUUCUCCGAGUACUCGGCCCCGCUCUGCGAGGAGUCCUACCACUACAAAAUGGCACACUUGGCCUCCAGCGGGGACGGGCUGGUGGUGACCCUGGACAAGGAGAGCGGGGAGGUCCUGUGGGCACAGAACUAUGGCUCACCUGUGGUUGGCAUCUACCUGUGGCACCAGGACAGCCUGCGCCGCCUCCCCCACCUCAACCUGGCCAUGGAGACCCUGCGCUAUCUGACUUUCCAGUCACAGGACAUCCACGUCCUCAAGUGGAGCUACCAGUCCGUCAAGGACUUCGCCUCCACCAAGACCCAGCUGCUGCCGGCGCUCUACGUGGGAAAGCACGCGACCAGUUUCUACGCCGUGACCUCCCUGGUGCACGGCAGCGUGGCGCUGGUGCCCCAGGGCAUCACGCUGGCCAGGAUCGACGGCCCCACCACGGACGACGUGACCAUGAGGGAGUCCGGGGAGUGCGAGAUCAUGCCCAGCACGGACGUCAAGUACCCGCAGGGCAGCAUCAGCUCACUUCCCAACCAGUGGCUCCUCAUAGGGCACCAUGAGCUGCCUCCUUUGGUUCACACCACGAUGCUGCGAGCCUUUCCAGAGAACCUGAGGAAAACCACGGAAACCAUCAUCCCCAGGGCUCGUCCCUCCAGGACCGUGUUCGACGAUUUCCUGGCCCCGAGCAGCCCAGAGGAGCCAGCUGUGCGCAGCGAGGGGCAGCUCCAGCCAGACCCCACGCCGGGGGAGCAGGUGGAGGUGUACCCCGAGUCUGGCACCUGGGACCUGGUGAUGGCUGGCGUCGGCACGGCUCUGCUGGGCGGGGGAGUCCUGGUCCUGCUGCUCACGAAACUGCAGCGGCAGCACGUGGCCCAGCAGCAGCAGCUGGAGGAGCAGAUACAGCUCCUGCAGCAGCAGCAGGAGAUGCUGCUCUCGGGCCGAGUCUCCAGGGAGGGCAUCCCUGAGGAGCCCAGGGAGCUGGAGCUGAGCCAGGGAAGUGCAUCAGAGCUCUGCCAGAGCUCCAGCCCCUCCGCCUGCCUGAAGGACCCUGCUAACGGGACAGUCAGCCCAGAGCCAGCUGUCCCAGUGGCUGCUGAAGAUGCAGAACCAGACCUGGUUGUAGUUGGGAAAGUUUCGUUUAACCCCAAGGACGUGCUGGGCCAUGGAGCUGGAGGAACCUUUGUCUUCAGGGGGCAGUUCGAGGGCCGCCGUGUGGCUGUCAAGCGUCUCCUGCCCGAGUGUGUCCACCUGCUGGACCGCGAGGUGCAGCUGCUCCGGGAGUCGGACGAGCACCCCCACGUCGUCCGCUACUUCUGCACGGAGAGGGACCGGCAGUUCCACUACAUCGCCAUCGAGCUGUGCUCCGCCACGCUGCAGGAGUACGUGGAGAGCCCCAGCUUUGAGCGCCGUGGGCUGGACCCGGUGUCUGUGCUGCGUCAGACUAUGUCCGGGCUGGCCCACCUCCACUCCCUCAGCAUCGUGCACCGUGACCUGAAGCCCUGUAACAUCCUCAUCUCGGUCCCGAAUCGCCACGGGCAGAUCCGUGCCGUCAUCUCCGACUUCGGCCUUUGCAAGAAGCUUCAGGGGGGACGACAGAGCUUCAGCCUCCGCUCCGGGAUCCCUGGCACCGAGGGCUGGAUCGCGCCCGAGGUGCUGCAGGAGGCCCCGAAGGAGAACCCUACCAGUGCUGUGGACAUCUUCUCAGCCGGGUGCAUCUUCUACUACGUGGUGUCGGGGGGACAGCACCCCUUUGGGGACAGCCUGCGGCGCCAGGCCAACAUCCUGGCGGGCUCCUACCAGCUGAGCUGCCUGCAGGAGGAGGCUCACGACAAACUCGUUGCGAGGGAGCUGAUUGUGGCGAUGAUCAGCUCCGAGCCCCAGCGCCGGCCCUCGGCCCCUCUGGUCCUUGUGCAUCCCUUUUUCUGGAGUCAGGAGAAGCAGCUGCAGUUCUUCCAGGACGUCAGUGACCGUGUGGAGAAGGAGCCAGCCGAGGGACCCAUCGUCUCAGCCCUGGAGUCGGGGGGACGGGCAGUGGUGAGGACCAACUGGAGGAUGCACAUCUCCCUGCCGCUGCAGAUGGACCUGAGGAAGUUCCGCACCUACAAGGGGGGGUCAGUGCGUGACCUGCUGCGGGCCAUGAGGAACAAGAAGCACCACUACCACGAGCUGCCGGCCGAUGUGCGGGUGGCCCUGGGCUCUGUCCCCGAGGGCUUCGUGCAGUACUUCACCUCGCGCUUCCCGCGGCUGCUGCUGCACACGCACGGGGCCAUGCGCGUCUGUGCCCACGAGCGCACCUUCCACGCCUACUACUGCCAGGGCCUGAGGGGCGACGGCGCCUGAGGGCCACGGGUCCUGCCCGAGGGCCACGGGUCCUGUGCAAGGGCCACGGGUCCUUCCUGAGGGCCACGGGUCCUGCCCGAAGGCCACGGGUCCUGUGCAAGGCCCACAGGUCCUGCCUGAGGGCCAUGGGUCCUGUGCAAGGGCCACGGGUCCUUCCUGAGGGCCACGGGUCCUGCCCGAGGGCCACAGCCGCUGUCCCCGGCCAGGCCCUCUCUCAUCGGUGUCCUGCUGCCAGGCCAGGCCGGGGCUUCGCAGGCCGGGCACGGGGCAGCAGAGCUGGGCACACCUGGGGACCCUCUGGGCAACCACCUUAGCGAACACUCACAGUCAGACUCAGGUGUGAAGGCAUUUGGGUCAGAAAACAAAGACGUCUCGGGUGGGCGCAGUGCUUGGAGAAGAGGAAAACACAUUGUGUUUUCACAGCGACAGCCAGAGCAGGGCCCUGGCGCAGCUGCCCGGCUGCCAUCGCUCCUGGGGGACAUUCACCAGGGACACAAAGCUUUGUCCCGCGGGUUCUCUCCUGUGCCAGGGGACGCAGCUCCUGGAGCUGUGCCCAGGACCAGGCCCCCAGGCCUGACACUGGAGCUGUGGCUGGGCCCGAGCAGCCGCCCUGGGGCUGGGACCUGCCCCACCAUGAAAGCGUGCAUCUCAGCUGGGCUCAGAACAGGGUUUCUGAGGGCUCCCAGCAGCCUGUACCUGCGCCAGGCCUGGUGGCACAGCAGUCCAGGAACAGUUGUCUCUGGGCACAAAGGAGGGAUUUCCUCUCUACUGGGAUCCUUCCCUCAAAGACAGGCCUAUGCCUGCAGCUCCCCCAGCCUCUCCUGCUGCGCAGGGCAGGUAUCCCAUGGGUGCUGUGGUUCGUGGCAUCCCCGUGGGCAUGUGUUCCCUGUGAGCCAGCCUCCAGCACCAGAGCUGAGCCCAUGGGCACAGUUCCUCUGUGGAACAGCAAAUCAUUUUGUACAGUCCGAUUCCUGUGUGUGCUGGGGUGUGGGAUUUUGUUACACAGGUAACAGGGUUUGUACCAGGUUUCUUUUCAGAAUAUAUUUAUACAAGAUGUUAUAAAAAUUAAAAAAUAAAAACUAAAAAGCUUCUUCUGCUUAAAAACAAA
This is a messenger RNA of Vidua chalybeata, 3773 nucleotides long. RefSeq names its product endoplasmic reticulum to nucleus signaling 2 (gene ERN2). Bases 83 to 2665 code for a protein of 860 amino acids. Gene Ontology annotation, molecular function: RNA endonuclease activity; protein serine/threonine kinase activity; ATP binding. Gene Ontology annotation, biological process: mRNA processing; protein phosphorylation; IRE1-mediated unfolded protein response. The record is from RefSeq and is a predicted model, not a curated record. Gene Ontology annotation, cellular component: IRE1-TRAF2-ASK1 complex. Lineage: Eukaryota; Metazoa; Chordata; Aves; Passeriformes; Viduidae. The transcript is spliced from 21 exons.